AUGAGCCCAGCAACUGUUCCUGCAGGGUUAAUUGUUAAUGCCAAACAGAAGUACUAUCCAAUCGAACUAUCAAAUGCUGAAUUACUUGCACAUUAUGAGACAGUGCAAGAUUAUCAUCAUGAGAUUUCAGAAAAUGUGUUGGAACACUCGUCGAGAGUCAAACCUGACCCUAAACUAAUUGACCAGCAACCAGAGAUGAACCCUAUACAAACCAGGAGUAUUAUAGUCAGCUUCGCUUUUGAAUUAUCUUUAAAGACCAGAGUUACGAACGGUAUUUUCUUUCAUACAAUUAGGCUCUAUGACCGCUACUGUUCCAAACGUGUCGUCCUGCGAGACCAGUCCAAGCUAGUCAUCGGGACCUGUUUGUGGCUAGCGGCAAAAACAUGGGGAGGCUGUAAUCAUAUUAUAAACAACGUUGUUGUUCCCACCGGUGGAAGAUUUUAUGGACCCAAUCCGAGAGCCCGUAUUCCAAGGCUAUCGGAACUGGUCCACUACUGCGGUGGCUCUCAUCUCUUCGACGAGUCUAUGUUUGCUCAAAUGGAGAGGAACAUUCUUGAUACACUCUCAUGGGAUAUUUACGAACCAAUGAUAAAUGAUUACGUUCUCAAUGUUGAUGAAAAUUGUUUAAUACAAUAUGAGCUUUAUAAAAAGCAGUUGGAACACAGCAGGAGGUAUGCGACAAGCAAGAGGGACUCCCAGGAUAGCGCAGCCACUGAAGACGAUCUUUCGGAGGAAGACCAGGACUUGAAUGCGAAGAUACAACUAAUCAACAUCAAAACAUUCCUGAUCGACCUCUCUGUAUGGCAAUACGAUUUGCUGAAAUACGAGGUCUUCGAGGCUUCCCACGGCAUUUUUUCCAUUAUUAAUGAGUUAAUGCAGCAGGACUUAGCACCUGUUCUGCUAACUCCUAUCCCAACCCCAUCGCACGAGGCCGCUGUCCUAAACAUCUUUGUCAACGCUGUCAUCGACUGCCCACCUGAAUUACUAGAUGCAUACCAAAAUAAGUUGGGCGUCCUACAAUUUGUGGCACAGGUCAAAGACUACCACCUUGCACUACACAAGAAGCUCCAAUUGGCAGCAGCCAUGGACCUAUCCAAGAGCUCUACUUUUUACGAACCGCCUUCAAUACCGUCACCCACAUAUUCUCAGCGCUCGAACUGCACACCGCUCCGGACAACAAGCAACUCAGAAAACAGUGUUUUCAGCUCUGUUUCUAACCAGCAGUCUCCACUAACGCCCCAAAUAUACUCUUUCUGCGUUCCAAAACAGAAUAGCGUGGGCGGCAGCACUACUAGCGUCAACAGCAUCUCCAAAGUAGCGAGAGAUAGAGACGGAUGUGAGGUCAGCGUUAUUGGCGCGGAAGAUAAAGAGAACCACGAUCCUGUACCACAUAGGGUAAAGUUCCCCGGUCAUAAUAAUUUUUAUGGCGUAACAGAUGACGAAUCUAAUAUCUGCAAUAGCAAUAGAUCUUCACUUGUAUCUCUUGCCUUAGGCAAUAUGAAUUCGUUGGUAUAG
Molecule: messenger RNA, 1515 nt
Organism: Eremothecium sinecaudum
Lineage: Eukaryota; Fungi; Ascomycota; Saccharomycetes; Saccharomycetales; Saccharomycetaceae
Gene: CLN1
Product: cyclin CLN1
Exons: 1
Coding region: 1-1515 (504 amino acids)
Biological process (GO): regulation of G1/S transition of mitotic cell cycle; regulation of cyclin-dependent protein serine/threonine kinase activity
Source: RefSeq, a predicted model, not a curated record